Knipowitschia caucasica is the source of this 834-nucleotide messenger RNA. The record is from the annotation of a GenBank genome assembly. Lineage: Eukaryota; Metazoa; Chordata; Actinopteri; Gobiiformes; Gobiidae.
AUGUUGGUGGUGGUGGUCGUGCUGCUGGUGCUGCUACUGGUGAUGAUGCAGCUGCUGCUGGUGAUGAUGCAGCUGCUACUGGUGAUGAUGCAGCUGCUGCUGGUGAUGAUGCAGCUGCUGCUGGUGAUGAUGCAGCUGCUGCUGGUGAUGAUGCAGCUGCUGCUGGUGAUGAUGCAGCUGCUACUGGUGAUGAUGCAGCUGCUGCUGGUGAUGAUGCAGCUGCUGCUGGUGAUGAUGCAGCUGCUGCUGGUAAUGAUGCAGCUGCUUCUGAUGACAGUGGAGGUGUUGAGAUCCUUCGAGGCGGUGGUGGUGUUGAGAUCCUUCGAGGUGGUGGAGGUGUUGAGCUCCUUCGAGGUGGUGGAGGUGUUGAGAUCCUUCGAGGUGGUGGUGGUGUUGAGAUCCUUUGAGGUGGUGGAGGUGUUGAGAUCCUUCGAGGUGGUGGUGGUGUUGAGAUCCUUUGAGGUGGUGGUGGUGUUGAGAUCCUUCGAGGUGGUGGAGGUGUUGAGAUCCUUCGAGGUGGUGGUGGUGUUGAGAUCCUUUGAGGUGGUGGUGGUGUUGAGAUCCUUCGAGGUGGUGGAGGUGUUGAGAUCCUUCGAGGUGGUGGUGGUGUUGAGAUCCUUUGAGGUGGUGGUGGUGUUGAGAUCCUUCGAGGUGGUGGAGGUGUUGAGAUCCUUCGAGGUGGUGGUGGUGUUGAGAUCCUUCGAGGUGGUGGAGGUGUUGAGAUCCUUCGAGGUGGUGGUGGUGUUGAGAUCCUUCGAGGUGGUGGAGGUGUUGAGAUCCUUCGAGGUGGUGGUGGUGUUGAGAUCCUUCGAGGUGGUGGAGCCCCAAUUCUGA